Periconia digitata is the source of this 1108-nucleotide messenger RNA. NCBI's taxonomy places the organism in Eukaryota, Fungi, Ascomycota, Dothideomycetes, Pleosporales, Periconiaceae. The record is from the annotation of a GenBank genome assembly.
AUGAUGUUCAAUCAAAUCCUCUCCAUCGCCUUGGCCCAAGCCAUAACGGCCUCCGCAGCAACAAUGAUGGUAACAGUCGGCGCAAACAACCAAUUCACCUUCUCCCCGCAAUCCAUCACCGCACAGCCCGGCGACAUGGUAGCUUUCAACUUCGUCACGCAAAACCACAGCGUAGCCUCCUCAACUGCAAACCGACCCUGCCAGCCCGAGAAAAACGCAAUCUUCUCCGACUUCCAACCCGUCGCCGCAGUCGCUUCUACAAACAACAACAAUAAUAACAAAGGAGGCCGCAAGGGAAAAAACAACAACAAACGCCAACAAGCCGCCCCAAACACCCCAAUGUUCAUGGUCCCCAUCACCGACUCAAACCCAAUGUACAUAUACUGCUCGCAGGCUCAGCACUGCCAACAAGGCAUGGUGAUGGUUAUCAACCCGCCCAACGACGCUGCGGUGCAGCAAUAUGCCAAUAAAGCGGCCAAGGCGAAGAACAAUGUUAGUCCCAAGGGAGGCGUUUCCGGUGGGAGUGUGCAGAAUAAUGCAGCGGGGACUAAUCCUAAGGUCGUUGCUGGGUCGCAGAUGCCUGCGGGGCCUAAUGGGCAGAUUACAGCGCAGAUUGGGGGUAAGAAUGGAAAUGGUAAUGGGAAGGGGAAAGGGAAGGGGUUGCUUGGGUUACUUGGGAAUUGAGGUCGGAGAUUGUGGAGCGCUGGUCGCGUAGUUUGAUAUAGAUUAAUGUAAUGCAUAUUCGAUCACCCCAAGUUUAGUUAUUGUGAGUUGUUACAGAUGGGGACGUAUUGCCAGUGCUCGUGUUGACAAGUAUCUGACACAGGGCCUUUGGAUUUCCAUCGAUUUGUAUGACUGUGACUGGUUUCACUCAGGCAUUGUGCCAUAUCACCGGCCUGCACCAUCGUUCUGUGGUCAUCGUAGUCAUAGGGUGUCCAAAAUGUUAGUACACAAUCGAGCGUGCUGCCACGUGCAGCACUUAGAUCCCUCACAUAAUUUCGCCUAUCGGGAUUCGUCUAUGCAUAUCCUGUAUCCAGAAAUCUUCAUGUCAUGGACAGGCACGGUUGCACGAGCGAAACAUUCGAGCCGCGCCGAACAAACCACUUUG